Athalia rosae (coleseed sawfly) is the source of this 2047-nucleotide messenger RNA. RefSeq names its product protein SET (gene Set). The coding region runs from base 226 to 1152 and encodes 308 amino acids. The record is from RefSeq and is a predicted model, not a curated record. Gene Ontology annotation, cellular component: nucleus; chromatin. Gene Ontology annotation, molecular function: chromatin binding; histone binding. NCBI's taxonomy places the organism in Eukaryota, Metazoa, Arthropoda, Insecta, Hymenoptera, Athaliidae. The transcript has 6 exons. Gene Ontology annotation, biological process: nucleosome assembly.
GGCAGCGCUCCGGUCGGAGUAUAGUUUUUGAUAUUCGUGGCACGCGGAUAUCUACCAUGACGAAAUUGUAAACGGACCACGGCGGCAACGGUAUAAUAGCGGCGUUUGUUGCGUUGCGUUUUACUGUGCUUUUAUAAAGCUAACGCCGGCUGGACGAGGGGGAUUAAUCGGCGACGCGGGCCAAAGACUUAGUUAAAUUUUGGAGAGUAAUCAGACACACGUAAGAUGUCUUCGCCUAACAAGAAGACGAAGAAGUUGGAGGAUCCAGGAUCGGGGGACGGAGACGCUCGUGAUUACGAUUUAGAGACGCAAAAGGCCCUCGAGGAGAUCGACGGAUGCCAGAAUCAAAUCGAUGGACUAAACGAGAAGGCCAGCGACGAAAUACUAGAAGUUGAGAAGAAGUACAACAAGCUGCGAAAGCCCUACUUCCAAAAGCGAAACGAGAUCAUAAAGAGGAUACCAAACUUCUGGGUCACCGCUUUUGUAAAUCACCCCCAAAUAGCACCAAUUCUUGAAGAGGAGGAAGAGGACGCGUUGCGGUAUUUGAACAAAUUGGAAGUCGAGGAAUUCGAGGAUAUAAAGUCGGGCUAUAGAAUUAAUUUUUACUUUGACGAAAAUCCGUAUUUCGAGAACGACGUACUCACCAAGGAAUUUCACCUCGGCUCUUCUGGAGAUCCAGCGUCGCAAAGUACGCUUAUACGCUGGAAAGAGGGGGGCGACUUGACCAAAAGAGCAAAAGAUAAGGGUUCCCUCAAGGGGAGGAAGAGGCCGCUCGUAGGUCACAGAACAUUCUUCGACUGGUUCACGGAUCACGGUGAUCCAAGCUCUGACGAUAUAGCAGAGUUAAUCAAGGACGACAUGUGGCCCAAUCCUUUGCAGUAUUAUCUGGUUCCGGAUAUUGACAUUGAAAAUGGGAUCGAGGGCGACGGCGAAGAAGUCGACAGCGACGAGGACGAGGACGAGGACGGCGAAGACGGAGAGGACGGCGGCGAGGGAGAGGAGGGCGACGACAGUAUAGUCGUAGUGGAGGAUGACGCCGACGAGGAAGACGAGGAGGAAGAAGCGGACGGCGAGGGGGAAGGCGCGAACGAAGAGGGUGACAUGAUGGCGGAAGAUGACGCGGAACAGGAAGACGGGAAGGAGCCGGAAUAAGCAGACAAUUAUUAUAGAUCCUCAGAUCGGUUACUCCGUGGAUGGAAAAUCGGCAAAAAACAUGAUCCCAAUCAUAAUACGAUAAAUAAUGGUGAACCGAUGGAACCCCGGAUUUAAAACUGCGGUUGUUCCUCGGGGCAGAAGUGUAACAAAAGAAACAAAAACACACCGGCAAACAAACAAGAGGAAAAGAAAGACAAAAAUAAUGAAAAAUAAACAAAUAAAGAAAAUCCGCCUGAUGACAUUCUAUGAUACACAUUAUAUAUAUAUAUAAUAAUAAUAAUUAACGUUAACGAUAAUAGGGUAGGCUUAAACUUAAGUCGGUGCAUCGGGCGGGUUUUUUUUUUUUUUUUUUUUCUCACACGGUCGAUUACCGUUCUACACCACAAAUGCCCCUGAAAAAUAUAAAAAAACAUUGAUAUGAUCCGCGUUCCUUUUCUGAAACAAGGCACGUUGGUCAUCGGCGUAGAACCUACGCGACGGUUUUUUAAAACUAUCCGUUUUAAAUCUUCGGUCUGUCAACAGGUCAAUUGUGAAUACCUGAGCGAUCGAAGUGAAUUGGAAACUGAAGCGGUAUCGAAAUUGAAUUCAUUAAUAAAAUGUGAACGCAUCUACCAACGUGCCUUGUCAAACCCUCUUCCGACUUUCGUACACCUCCUCGAUCCCCAAUUUUUCAUUACAAUUAAAAUGAUUGAUCAAUAUUUAUGCAUACAUUACUAAAUAGUAUAAUAUUACGACGAACCUUAAUCGACGUCAGUUUUAUCAGAAUGGUUUUGUUCGUUAUUGAUUACUUCUUUAUUGCCUGAGAGCAAAAAUCAAGAAGAACCAUGAAUUCGUAUCCAGAAUUUAAAUUGAAAUCUUCAAACGGAAACUCAAUAAAUUCUUUUUAAAACUA